UUCGGGCAUUGGUCACACUAUCGAGCGCCAAAUGGCAAAUAAACCAAAAUUGUGCAAUAAAAGAAAUUUGGAUUUAGUUGAUGAAACAGACAGCGGAAGAGAUGCCAAACGGCAUUGCACCAAGAGCCCCUUUUGGCCGGACGAUGACGACGACGAUAGCUUAUUUUCCAAUGCUAAUCUGGAGGAUUUGCUAGGCGGGCGGAAUGGGGAACUCUUUGGCACGCAGCCACCGACAAGCAACAAGUUGCAGCAAAGUGGAUCAGAUGAUGGCCUCGGACUCUUUGGUGACACAUCCUUUCCCUGCACUCAGAAGGUACCGCUUACUGGAUCACCACUCGAUUUCAACAAACCUAGGGCUCCAACUGAUGUCCAUCAGAUUGAUCUGGCGGACGAGAAUAACGCGGACGAGGUGUUCAAAAAAAUCAACCUUAAAGAUCUAAGCAUAACCGAAAUGGAGGAUAUAUUUCAUGGCGCGGAGGACUUUAGUGAACCUAUGGUUCAAAAUACUCAACUUUUUUUGGAGGCUGUGACUUUUAAAGUGCCAAAGACUCCGGAAAAGCUACUGCCCUCCGUUAAAGACGACUCCAUGUCGUUCAUUUCAAAAUCUGUGAUCGAGGGCAUAGUGCAGGGCACGCAGUAUGUGACCAGUGAAGAGCUAAAGAACCAAUCAAUUUUAGAUCCAGUAAACUGGGAGACCCAAGCUUUUGCGGACUUCGAGAAGGACAACCAAGUCGAAGAUAAUUUUCCCAGCAAGGGCGAGUUCUAUGGCCUGCCAGAUAAGGUAAAAAAAAUGAUACUCGAACACAAAGGAAUCAAUAGUCUAUAUGAAUGGCAGGACGAGUGCCUAAAUCUACCUGCUAUUAGAAAGCGAAAAAACCUUAUCUACGCUCUGCCCACUAGCGGUGGAAAAACUCUAGUGGCUGAAAUUCUUAUGUUGCGUGAAUUACUUUGCCGCGAACGCAAUGUCCUGUUUAUUCUGCCAUAUGUGUCUAUAGUGCAAGAGAAGGUCAGCGCCAUGUCUCCAUUUGCCAUCGAUUUGGACUUUAUUGUGGAGGAGUAUACGGCAGGCAAGGGCAAAUGUCCACCGCUGCCGCGACGUAAGCGCUGUAGUUUGUUUAUUGCUUCUAUUGAAAAGGGAGCUGUUCUGAUGGACAGUUUAAUAGACGUACAAAGACCUCAUGAGAUUGGUCUGGUGGUGGUGGAUGAAUUGCAUUUAAUUGGCGAAAAGGGUAGAGGGGCUACCUUGGAGGCAUUUCUCACCAAGGUGAUGUUUUUGAAUGCAAACAUUCAAAUUGUGGGCAUGAGUGCGACGAUAGGAAAUCUCAGCGAAAUCUCAUCCUUUCUAAAUGCUGAUGUCUACACCAGAGGAUUCCGACCCGUGGAACUAAAAGAGUAUAUCAAAUGUGGACCGGACUUACUUGAAAUCAACUCCGCUGGUCAAUCGCUGGAGGAAAUCUUCGUCCCAAGUCGAAGUGUUGACUAUAAUUAUAGUGAAGCUGUCCAGCGCGCGGAUCCUGACCACCUGGCUGGUUUGAUCAGCGAGUGUGCUCCGGAACACUGUUGCCUGGUCUUCUGUCCAAGUCGCAAGAACUGUGAGAACGUAGCGCUACUACUCAGCCGUAUAGUGCCAAAACAGAAGUUCUUCGAGCAUCGACGUAGCGAAAAGGUAGAUCUCAUGGAUGCCCUAGACAAAAUGUGCGGCAUACUCAGCCCAGUGUUGGCGAAAACUUUACCCUAUGGCAUUGCCUAUCAUCAUUCGGGAUUGACAACGGAUGAGAGGAAGUACAUUGAGACUGCGUAUCGCUUUGGAGUCGUAACCGUCAUCUGUUGUACAUCCACUUUGGCCGCUGGUGUGAAUCUUCCAGCUAAGAGGGUAAUCAUAAGAGCUCCCUAUGUGGGACAGGAGUUUAUGACUUUAUGCAAGUAUAAGCAAAUGGUGGGACGCGCUGGACGCGCCGGCUUGGGUGAAACUGGUGAGAGUAUUUUGAUAGCCCAGAGCAAAGACAACCUUCAGGUCGGACAAAUGCUAUUCUCGCCUAUGGAUAAGGCUCUGAGUUCAAUGGAUCAACAGGAUGCAGUUGGAUUGCAAUCUCUCAUUCUCAGUGUGGUUGGUCUGAAUCUGGCAGAAUGUCGUCGGGACUUGAAUCGUUUGGUAAACAGCACCCUGCUGUCUGUGCAGGCUAACUCCCUCGGCUUGGCUGUGGACGAAAUAGUUCUCCGCAUUCUUCGAGAAAUGUUCAAAAAUAAAGUGCUCCAGCUAAGUGAACCACCAGCCAAGUCUACGAUUAAUUCGUCUGAGAUAAUAACCACGCAGGAAGUAAAUCAGACCAAUAGACCCGCUGGCGACCGACGUUUGCUUAUUGGCCAGUCCACCUCAUUUAAGCUAACCAAUAUUGGAAGAGCUGCCUUCAAGGCGGGUAUUGAUUUUAAGCGUGCUAAUGCCAUCCACAGGGAGCUAAAGCUGGCCCAGCAGCAGCUCAUCCUGACUAACUACUUGCACUUGUUGUACCUUGUCGUGUGCUUUAAUUCUAAUGAGAGAGGCGACGAAUUGUUUCCGGCAGAUGCCAGCAUUCUGUUUGGAGUCUACACCUCCCUGCCACCGGAUUCACAGACUUUGUUCAAGCAGCUUGGCUUUACAGAAGCCCAUGCUGCUAGGCUAUUUAAGACGCAGUCGGUACAGGGUCCCUUGUCUCUACAGUUAAAUCGACUCUACAAGGUGCUCAUCCUGGCGGAUAUAUUAAAUCUUGUGCCGCUACCCUCUGUGGCCUCUAAGUACAAUGUGGAGCGCGGAACUUUGCAGCAUUUGAUUAGCCAAUCUGUAGCAGCGUCCAGUGCCAUUGUCCGCCUGUGCGAGGAACUGGAGGAGUUCUGGUGCUAUAAACCAUUGUUUGAGCGUAUUUUACAUAAAAUGGAUCGCUGUGGUACAUUCGAGCUUGAGCCGCUAAUGGAACUUCCACUUGUUAAAAUUAAUCGCGCAAAGCAGCUGUAUGCAGCGGGAUUUCAAACCAUCGAGGAUAUUGCCAAAGUAAAGCCUGCGGUUUUAGUGCAAUCUCUAGAGCACAUGCCCCUUAGAGUGGCCAAAGAAAUUGUCUCGGCAGCUAAGAUCAUAUUAAUGAAGAAACUUGACCAUCUCGAGGAGGAAACGGAGAACCUCAAAAACUGCCUAGAGAAAUCCAACAAGGACUAGCCGGAACCCAUUCCAAGUAAAAAAGUAGAUGAUGUAGGUUUUUAAUUUAUUUCAGUUUUUGUUUUGAUUGUUAUGCACUCCGACUUAAGUCUUGGAUCUGGGCUCUCCACAACGAACACGAUCCCCGACAAAGCUUAAAUAUAAUAGACAAUUUGUAUACAAAUUGCAAUUUUAAAUUAA
Molecule: messenger RNA, 3367 nt
Organism: Drosophila eugracilis
Lineage: Eukaryota; Metazoa; Arthropoda; Insecta; Diptera; Drosophilidae
Gene: mus301
Product: helicase POLQ-like
Exons: 7
Coding region: 32-3187 (1051 amino acids)
Molecular function (GO): ATP binding; nucleic acid binding
Source: RefSeq, a predicted model, not a curated record